AACAAAGAAAAUCAUUUUGUUGCAUAAUAGUUUAUUAUUAUGCAACAAGAAGUUCUACAAGCUCUUGCAAAGGAAUGAGUACCCAAUAUGUCGUGUUAAACAGUGAAAUACACGAUUUUUCUCCCAUGGGCAUGAUUUUAUAAAAUAAAAAGAAAUUCUAGUGUCGUUGUACUUAGGGUUUUUUACACGUUAUGGUUGAUACGAUCUUGGUUGCAUUGGUCUAGUUUCGGGGUUUGUUUACAACAGUUUGUGAGGUUAGGGUUGACAGCUUUCAUUGAUUCGGAGUAUCGAUCUUUCCCCCCUUAUUAAUCGAUUUGGGUAUUUCGGACCGCGUAUGCCAGAGAAAGUAAAAAAGUCACUGGUGUGUCUUGUAUAAAUUUCCAACAGAUGUCUCUAGUCGAUUUCGUUUCCUUGACAUCAUGUUGACAGCUGUCAACCUCCAACCUCAAAGGAAAACGUUUUAAUAUUUAUUUAUUAUUUUCCCCAAUUGUACCACCAUGAGUACGUACGAAAUCAGCAAGUCAUCGCUCCUCAGUUUGAAAGCCGAAAUACUAAGAAAGCAAGAAGAGUUAAGUAAAGCGAAAGCGGAGAACGAUGUGAAGAUUCGAAACUUGAAGAAGAAUUCUCCUUUAGAUUUGAAAAAUAAAGGGGUUGAACAACGACAAACGCAGGACACAAGCGAGGACGAGGACUUGUUGAAAAAAUCAAGGGAAACCUUGGAAGCCAAAUCAAAACUAUAUGAAAAAUUAUCAAAGAACACCAGACUAAGCGCCCACGAGUUGGAAUUCAACAGGCGUUACCUUGUUAGAUUUGACAGAAAGUCGCGCGUUCCCGAUUUACCCCCUGAUGAUUCAGAGGAAGAUCGCGAUGACGACGACUUUACUGAUGACAACUAUGAUCCCCCAAGAAAUCCAGAUGAAGAAUGGGUCGAAUACGUGGAUUGUUUCGGGCGCACGCGCACUUGUCUCCGCAAGGAUUUAUCAUACUUAAAAGAAAAAGACAAAGACCUGAAACUCAUCGUCGAUUCGAAACGCAGCCGCAAAAGUAGGAGCCGCAGCCCCCCGCCUCCACCCCCGGAACCCAGACCGAAAACCCCCGAGCCAGAAAUCAGCGAAGACAAUGAGUUAUUAUCCCACGAUAUGCGACGAGAAAUUUUGCGCCGACAAUGGGAGAAAGAAGAAGAAGAACUCAGAAAUAAGGACAACAUCCACUACCAAGACAUCCUCUUCAACGAGGCCCGCUCGCACGGCGUCGGCUACUACAGCUUCUCCAAAGACGAAGACGUCAGAGCAAGACAGCAAGAAAACUUGAAGAAAUUGCGCGAACAAACGAAAGAACAGCAGAAAAAGUCGCAAGAAUUGAAAUCCAUGAGGGAAAAGCAGCUAGCGGCGAGAGUACGAGCUGCGAAAAACCGAAAACGGGAAAGAAUGGGGCUUCCACCUGUGGAAGACGACCCAGAAGCGGCUCCAGAACCCGAGAAAGUAGAAGAAACUCCAGAAAAAGUCGACGAGAAGGAAGCUAAAAAAGAAGAGAAAAGGAAGAAACAUGUGCGACCUUGGGAUAUAGGGAAGGAUGGGGUGAAGAGUCAUUAUGAACACACGCAGGAGGAAUGGGUGGAUAAGAAGCGGAGAGAACGGCCGUCGGAGUUCGCACCACCGUCGUCGUAUCAAAAAGACAGGAAGGGGAGGAGAAGUAGCGACGACGAUGAUUAUAGACCCAAAGAAAAACGAAAAGAACGUGAAUUCAGAUCAUCACCGAUAGUAAACGAAAUGAGCGACGAAGAAGAUAACCUUCUUAAAGAUUAUCGAAAAACGGGAGAAUUCAGUAGGAGUCGAGGUGCGGAGGUUGCGCCCCCUCCAACUUACGAUUAUUACGGUCCUAGUGACAGUAAACGCAAGAAACAAGACAAGAGGCCAAACGACGUGAGUGAGUCAAUUGAAGCAGGUUUGAAGUAUCUCCGCGAACAAAUGGAGAAAAAACAGUCUGGGAAACGUUAUGAAGACAUUUUUCUUUCUUAAUAAAAUAAAAUCAAGGUUUUUUUUA
Messenger RNA from Zophobas morio, 2043 nucleotides. Its product is annotated as coiled-coil domain-containing protein 174. Bases 498 to 2018 code for a protein of 506 amino acids. Lineage: Eukaryota; Metazoa; Arthropoda; Insecta; Coleoptera; Tenebrionidae. The transcript is spliced from 5 exons. Gene Ontology annotation, cellular component: nucleus. The record is from RefSeq and is a predicted model, not a curated record.